AACAAAUUUAAUUGCAGAAAAAAUGAUCGGGUUGAGAUCAAUGUCUAGAAUAUCGCAUUCUAAUUUUCUGCAAUGUUUGAAAAAUUCCAGUAUUGGGACGAGACAUUUAUCAAUGCUAAAAUGUGAAAUAAGAGCAUGCAAACAGCUUCUAAACAGAUCAGGACUGAAUACAGUUGAUAAAUUUGAAAGAAUACUAGGCAUUAACUCUUUACACACAUCUUCCACUUGGUUCCAGGAUGAUAAAGAUGAUAAGAAGAAGUAUGACAAGAACGAAGAUGAAAGGGAGCGUCUCCUUUCUGGACUAAAAGCUGUGGUUGGGUUUUUCCUUCUCCCCCUUGCCCUUGUCCUUAUAUUCAGUGGUGGUGGAGGAGGAGGGGGAGGAGAAGGGAGAGGUUCCGCAUCCAGUUUGGAAAGAGCCCAGCGUCCAGGACAACCGGUCGGAGAGAUGGAUUGGAAUGAUUUCUACCACAAUCUUCUUCUCAAGGGUGAGGUGCAAGAAGUUAUUAUACAUUCUGGUGUUAACCGAGCCACAGCAGUUCUUCAACCAGGAGCUGUUUACAAGGGUCAAAGAGUUCCAACUCAGAUUAUUCGAAUUUCCUCUCCGAACGCAGAAAUUAUCGAGGAUAAGAUUCGCGAAGCUGAGAGAGAAAUGGGAAUCAGUACUGAGAAUGGUAUGAGCGUGAGAUAUGAACGAACCUCUCAGAAUAUGAGCAGAAUAAUUGGACUCAGUCUAGUUCUAGUCAUACUGCUCCUCCUUGCCAGGACCAUCAAGAAUACAAAGAUAAAUAUAGGUGGACUCAAUCCGUUUCAGAAUAUGGGAAAGGCGGAUUUUACCCUCGUGGACCCGUUGACAAGGAAUGGACCAGGAGUCAAAUUUAGUGACGUGGCAGGACUCAAGGAACCAAAAAUAGAAUUAAUGGAGUUCGUGGAUUUACUGAAGAACCCGAACAAAUAUAAAGAGCUAGGAGCUAAACCUCCGAAGGGUGCUAUUUUGUUAGGCCCCCCUGGAUGUGGGAAGACUAUGCUUGCGAAGGCAGUGGCGAACGAGGCGAAUGUCCCUUUCUUGUCGAUGGCAGGAUCAGAAUUUAUCGAGAUGAUAGGUGGGUUGGGAGCAUCCAGAGUUAGAAACCUGUUCUCUGAAGCAAAGAAGAGAGCUCCAAGUAUCAUAUUUAUCGACGAGAUAGACGCCAUAGGGCGACAGAGAAACAUGGGACAGGGCGGACAAACUAACGGAGAAGCGGAUCAAACUUUGAACCAGCUCCUGGUAGAGAUGGAUGGGAUUGGAUCCGCUGAGAAUGUUCUCCUACUGGCCAGUACUAACAGAGCUGAUGUCCUGGAUAAAGCCCUACUCCGACCUGGACGGUUUGAUCGGCAUAUCUCCAUCGAUCUUCCAACAUUCAUCGAGCGAAAGGAAAUUUUCGAACAGCAUCUUUCCACGGUGACCAUUCUGCCCCGAACUAGUCAGGCACUAGGGUUUGCCCAGUACACUCCCUCAGACAAGAAAUUGUAUUCUCCAGAAGAGUUGAUGGACAGAAUGUGUAUGGCGUUGGGGGGUAGAGUUGCAGAGUCCCUAACUUUUAACAGAAUAACAACCGGAGCACAGAAUGAUCUGGAAAAGGUGACGAAGAUGGCGUAUGCCCAAAUAAGAGAUUUUGGUUUCAAUGCCAAUGUUGGCCACGUGUCCUUUGAACUAUCUGGUGGGAAGAAACCGUACAGUAAGAAGUUGGGAACCACCAUGGAUCUAGAAGCCAGGAAUCUCAUAGCUCAAGCAUACAAGAAGACCGAAACUUGUUUAAAAGAAAACCAAGAUAAACUGCAGAAGCUGGCUGAAUUGUUGCUCAAGAAGGAAACCCUGAACUAUCAGGAUGUGGAAGAUUUAUUGGGUUCGGGUUGCCAGACAAGAACAAAAGAUGCAUUCAGUAGUGGCCAAUAA
Messenger RNA from Eurytemora carolleeae, 1933 nucleotides. Its product is annotated as paraplegin. Gene Ontology annotation, molecular function: zinc ion binding; ATP binding; metalloendopeptidase activity. Gene Ontology annotation, biological process: mitochondrial protein processing; protein-containing complex assembly. The record is from RefSeq and is a predicted model, not a curated record. The transcript has 20 exons. Bases 23 to 1933 code for a protein of 636 amino acids. NCBI's taxonomy places the organism in Eukaryota, Metazoa, Arthropoda, Copepoda, Calanoida, Temoridae. Gene Ontology annotation, cellular component: membrane; m-AAA complex.